GUCCGGAACCGUUUCCUCCUUUUUCCUGGACGGUUUUCAGUUCUCACUCCAUUCGCUCCACUCACCGCCGUCGUCCUCGCUGCUUCCGGCUCGGGUGCAGCACUUUAUAGCCUCCGCUCCCGUCGUUUCCGGGGUGGUUUGUGUAGAUCGGCGCACGGACACGCCCUCUGGAGUUGAACCCGGCGGAGUCGCUGUCGUCAUUUGUUUUUCUUUUUGCGCAAUUGGAUCGACAAAAAAUGGCAUAUUCAGGAUACGGAGGAGUCCCGGGCUCGUCUCCACAGCAGGAUCCUCUCUAUGGAUAUUUUUCAGCCGUGGCAGGACAGGAUGGACAGAUCUCGGCAGACGAGCUGCAGCGCUGCCUCACGCAGUCGGGCAUCUCUGGCUCAUAUCAGCCCUUCAGCCUGGAGACCUGCCGACUGAUGAUCAACAUGCUGGAUAGGGACUUUUCCGGCACCAUGGGCUUCGCCGAGUUCAAGGAGCUGUCGCAGGUCCUGAACGGAUGGAAGAAUGUUUUCGCCUCCUUCGACCGGGACCGCAGUGGAAUGAUGGAGGGCCACGAGCUGCAGCAGGCCACUGUCACCAUGGGCUUCCACCUGAGCCCUCAGGCCAUGGGCUGCAUCAUGAGGCGCUACAGCACGCACGGCCGGGUCCCGUUUGACGAGUUUGUGAGCUGCAGUAUCAGACUCCGCUCCCUGACCGAUCAGUUCCAAAGGAGAGACACCAGCAGGACCGGCAACGCCGCGUUUCAGUACGACGACUUCAUCCAGGUCACCAUGAGCGUCUGAGGAGGAAGAGACCAAACCGAGGGGGGCACACCAGUUUUCACACUCCAUCCCUCUUCUUUUAAUUUUUCUAAUAUUCUCUUGUAUAAACAACAUGAACAUGUCACCGCCACAUUCCAUUUUAAUAUGAACAUUAAAGAGGUCAUGUGUGUUGUAAUGAACUAACAGGAAUAUAGUGACCUGAGGCUGCACCAACAACUACAACCACUAGAGGGCUUGUGCACCUGCACCACCAACAACUACCACUAGAGGGCCCGUGCACCUAUGGGUUUUAUAAUCACGCACUGUUACAUUUAUAGGCAUUAAACUCAAGAGGAACCACGUCGGGCCAAAGUGCUGGUCAGGACGUGAACGUGUAUGAAGUGAAUAACCAUACGAACAUGUGAACAUAUAUGAAGUGAAUAAAAAUACGAGCAAACA
Messenger RNA from Scophthalmus maximus (turbot), 1202 nucleotides. It is a transcript of the gene sri, whose product is annotated as sorcin. Gene Ontology annotation, molecular function: calcium ion binding. The transcript has 8 exons. Lineage: Eukaryota; Metazoa; Chordata; Actinopteri; Pleuronectiformes; Scophthalmidae. Bases 237 to 785 code for a protein of 182 amino acids. The record is from RefSeq and is a predicted model, not a curated record.